This is a messenger RNA of Cooperia oncophora, 762 nucleotides long. NCBI's taxonomy places the organism in Eukaryota, Metazoa, Nematoda, Chromadorea, Rhabditida, Trichostrongylidae. The record is from the annotation of a GenBank genome assembly.
AUGGGUGAAUUUUCAGGUCGACCAGUUGCCCUCAAAAAAGAGACUGCAGGGAUAUUGAUGAAUCCAAGCUGCAAAUACGAGUUGAACUUCGUCCCGUUGCUCACAUUCGCCGACUGGAACGCAAGCAAUGACGACUGUUUGUUGAUUGGUCCAAAAAAUAACGGCGAAGAAAAAUGCGUGUCUGAUACAGGUGAUGAUAGUUGUGUUCCUUCACGAAUCUACGAUCCUUCGCAAUCUCUACAGAAAGCUGUUGCGUUAUGGACUGAAGAGUUUAACUGUGUCAGUAACCAUCCUGUUCCCCCACUUUCGCGCUCUGAAAGCAAGGUGGAAACGACGUGUAGCACAGGAGAUGCUGCGGUCAUGCACGAGCAGACUCCAUUAUCUCAAGAAUCAGCCACGCAACUGGAAGAAAUCUUAAAAUCAGUCGUAAUUCCUUCGGAUGAGACCUCUGCGGAUGCGGCAUCUAACCCAGCAGAACCGUGCGAUGUUGUGAUGGCCGAUGUGCAUGGAUUGGAACUGGCGGACGUUGAUCAAGUAUCGUUGUUGGUGGACAUGUUCUAUCUUCCAUUUGAAUGCGGUCGUAAAGCUUCUGAUUUGUUAGAACAGUUCUAUUGGCUCUACGACAACGCGUUGGUGAUGGAUAUGUCGAAAGAAGCAGUGCAUGGGAUGCGAAGUGAGUGGCGUCGAAGAUUUGAUGAACUUGAAAGUACUGUUCAGACUGUGAACAAGUUCUUCAAAUAUAUCGUUGACUGCCCAAAUAAG